Molecule: messenger RNA, 998 nt
Organism: Thunnus maccoyii (southern bluefin tuna)
Lineage: Eukaryota; Metazoa; Chordata; Actinopteri; Scombriformes; Scombridae
Exons: 5
Coding region: 1-936 (311 amino acids)
Source: RefSeq, a predicted model, not a curated record
AUGACUGGACCGGGUGUUGAGGAUAAGAACUGCUGGAGUGUGAAUUAUGUCAGGAGGAGGAUCUGUGCUCUGCGAGGCUCUUCAGUGAACAUUUCAAGUAAUUACUCGUAUCCUAACAACCAGAGGCCCAAGUCUAAAUUAUGGUAUAAAAUAACGGCAGGUGGUGAGGAGGAAGUUGAAAAGGUGAUUGAGCUUGCAGGUCGUGUAGAGUAUCAUGACAGAGUGAAGAACCAACAUAUCCUGAGAAUCAAACAGCUGAAGAAGAACGACUCUGCAGAAUACACAUUCAGAUUGGAACAACAUCAUGGAGGACGGAAACAGCUGGAUUUUCCUGGAGUGACUUUGGUUGUCACAGGCCUGAGAGUGAAGUUGCACCGUGAUGUGGUGGGAGAGGGCCAAAGAGUCACACUGACCUGCAUGACCAGUUGUCCUCUGACUGACAACACAACCUACAUUUGGUAUUUGAACGAACAACCUGUGAACCUGUCACACAACAAAAGCAAACAACUGGUACUAGACUCAGUCAGCAGUCAUCAUGCAGGAAACUACUCCUGUGCUGUGACAUCUCAUACGAACUUCAACUCCAGUGAAGGGACUCUUACUGUUAAAAGUAAAUGCACAUCAGCUGCAGCUGCAGGAGCUGUUGUUGCUCUCCUAGUUAUAACACCUCUUUUUGUCUUCUUGUGGAUUAGGAGAAAAAGAAGGACUUCAGGUACCGAAGCAACAGUCAACAUGGAGCAGUUAAACCCUGGUCCUGUGAAUGAAAACAUCUCAGCCCAACCAACACAGCAGGAUGAUCUUCACUGUAGCAGAGUCGACUUCUCUAAGACCCAGACACAUCCUCUCUACGCCAACGUCCAGCCACACCAGCCUAAAGAACAGGACGAUGUUGCUUGUGCUGUUGUCAACUUUAGACCCAACAGGACCCCAAAGUGAUCAAUGAUUACAACUGAUUCAAGAUCCACUUAGUGACCUUGCUCAUCUUGAACAGUACUAUU